Molecule: messenger RNA, 1116 nt
Organism: Aspergillus puulaauensis
Lineage: Eukaryota; Fungi; Ascomycota; Eurotiomycetes; Eurotiales; Aspergillaceae
Gene: LEU2B
Product: 3-isopropylmalate dehydrogenase
Exons: 3
Coding region: 1-1116 (371 amino acids)
Biological process (GO): L-leucine biosynthetic process
Cellular component (GO): cytosol
Molecular function (GO): NAD binding; 3-isopropylmalate dehydrogenase activity; magnesium ion binding
Source: RefSeq, a predicted model, not a curated record
AUGCCAUCCAAGAACUACAACAUCCUCGUCCUGCCCGGCGACGGCAUCGGACCCGAGGUCAUGACCGAAGCGACAAAGGUCCUAUCGGCAUUCAACACCCAGACUACCCAAUUCAACCUGCAAGAGGAACUAAUCGGGGGAAUCAGCAUCGACACGCACGGGCAGUCGGUCACCCAGUCCGUCAAAGACGCUGCAGUCGCCGCAGACGCCGUGCUCUUCGCUGCCGUCGGAGGCCCGAAGUGGGAUCAUAUCCGACGGGGGCUGGACGGGCCAGAGGGUGGAUUGCUGCAGGUGCGCAAGGCCAUGGAUAUCUAUGCGAACCUGAGGCCUUGCUCUGUUGAUAUGCCGAGUCGGGAGAUCGCGAGGGAUUUCAGCCCGUUUCGGCAGGAUGUUAUCGAGGGGGUGGACUUUGUUGUUGUGAGAGAGAACUGUGGCGGUGCUUAUUUUGGGAAGAAGGUGGAAGAGGAGAAUUACGCAAUGGACGAAUGGGGUUAUUCCACCGCUGAAAUCCAACGCAUCACUCGUCUCUCAGCAGAACUGGCCCUCCGCCAUGACCCUCCAUGGCCGGUGAUUUCCCUCGAUAAAGCCAACGUCCUCGCUUCAUCUCGUCUCUGGCGCCGUGUCGUCGAGAAGACCAUGGUCGAAGAAUACCCCCAGGUGAAACUAAUCCACCAACUCGCGGACUCGGCCUCCCUAAUCAUGGCGACGAACCCGCGGGUUUUGAACGGCGUUAUCCUGGCGGAUAAUACCUUUGGCGAUAUGGUUUCUGACCAGGCUGGCUCACUGGUUGGCACGCUGGGUGUCUUGCCGAGUGCCAGUUUGGAUGGACUGCCUCGUCCGGGCGAGCAUCAGAAGGUGCAUGGGCUUUAUGAACCGACCCAUGGGUCUGCUCCGACAAUUGCCGGGAAGAACAUCGCUAACCCGACUGCUAUGAUUCUCUGCGUCGCGCUGAUGUUCCGAUACUCCUUCAACAUGGAGAAAGAGGCGCGUCAAAUAGAAGAUGCAGUGCGGACUGUCCUGGACAAGGGAAUCCGUACGUCUGACCUGGGAGGUAAAGCAGGAACUAAAGAGUUUGGAGACGCUGUAGUUGCAGCACUGCAGGGAGCACAGUCGUAG